AGCUCCUCAAUGAAGAGAACCAACUUCACAGGGGUGAGAGAGUUUGUUUUCCAAGGUUUCUCCAAUUACCAAGAAUUCCACCUCACACUCUUUGUUGUCUUCUUUGCCCUGUACCUCCUGACUCUGGCUGGCAAUGUCAUCAUCGUGACCAUUAUCCGUAUUGACCAGCACCUUCACACCCCCAUGUAUUUCUUCUUAAGUGUUCUCUCCACUUCAGAGACAUUCUAUUCCCUGGUCAUCAUCCCGCGAAUGCUUGGUAGCCUUGUGGGUCUGAGCCAAACCAUCUCGCUAGAGUGCUGUGGGACACAGCUCUAUUUUUUCCUUGGAUUUGGAAUCACCAACUGUUUGCUUCUAGCAGUCAUGGGUUAUGAUCGCUAUGUGGCCAUCUGCAACCCACUUCGCUAUACCAUCAUCAUGAAUUGGAGGGUGUGCACCAUUCUGGCAUCUUCAGUCUGUGCUACAGGGUUCCUUCUCUCACUAGUUCAGGCUGUGUCCAUUUUCAGGCUUCCCUUUUGCAACUCACUGAUUGAACAUUUCUUCUGUGAUGUCCGACCCAUGUUGAAUCUGGCCUGUGAAGUGCCAGUUGUCAAUGAUAUCUUGACAUUAGUUCUCACCCUACUGGUCAUCACUGCACCCGCCACUUUCCUAUUCAUCUCCUAUGCCCUCAUUAUCUCCACAAUUCUUAAGAUUGCUUCAGCUGAUGGCUGGAAGAAAACUUUUGCCACCUGCAGUUCCCACCUCACUGUGGUUGUGAUCCACUAUGGUUGUGCCUCCAUUGUCUAUUUCAAGCCCAAGUCAGAGAGCACCAGGGACCAGGACCAGAUGAUCUCAGUGACUUACACAGUUAUAACACCUCUACUAAAUCCCGUUGUGUAUAGUCUGAGAAACAAAGAAGUUCAGGAUGCCCUUCGGAAAGUGAUGGGUAGGAAAUCCCUAUCAUAGUUGCUAAUUUAUGUCCAAAUAAUUUCAUCUUUUUCAUAUGGAACAUUAUAAGUAAAAUUAUAAAACCAGGGUCUCAUGUGAUUAGAAAUCUCAUAUUUGAUAAACAGGGACAAGGCCAGGACAUAAGAAGAGUUAGGAGUCAGCCUCCAAUAAUUGUGUUUUAUUUCUUUAACCUCUUUGUUAACAUAAUAAAUAUAAAGGUCACUUGCAAGGCCUGUGCACAGACAGUCAUUGGCCCUAUUCCAGAAGAUAAUUACAAGGUCAAAGUAUGAUCUUAUGUUCAUUUUGAGCUUAAAUUUAAAAGAAACAAUCUAUUUCCUGUUGAAUUAUAAACCACACAUUAAACAUUACUCAAUGGAAUAUUCUCUUAGUGUAAAUUAGAUGCUCAAGCAAGUGAAGAGUAGGAAGGAUAUGUACAGACAUCUAACUGCCUUGUGUUUUAAUAAGAUAAAUGCAAAACUAAAGACAUCUUUUAAGAAAUUGAUUUGGGAUAACCUAAAACUUCCUAGACAGACUAUCUUCACACAGCCACACAUGGAACACCAAGGGAAAUCCACAUUUCUGAUCUUCCUCUAGUAGAACUCCUAAUGAAAGGGAGCUAAGGAAAUGUCAUGAAGAGGGAAGGAGACAUUAAAUGGAAAAGUUUUAAUCAGCAUAGAAUAACCAUAAGAGGCUGGCCAUAUCACCUGAAUGCAAAUGACUUGGUCUAUUCAUUGCUUCUUAUUAUUGAGAAGCCAGAUGGAGGAGAGGGCUUUCUGGAGCUGAUAAUAAAGUCAUCCUUCAUAGAAAAGAAAUUUUUUAAGUCUCAGGAAGGAAGUGGAGGUCCUUGAGGGAGAUGAAUGCUGAGAAGUCUGUGAAAUUGGUGAAGCAGGAAAGGUUACGAAGAAAUCGUCUGAGAAGUUCCUGAGAGUUGAAUCAAAGUGAGAGAUGACAGGGUGAGGAGGGCCAAGAAGAAAAGAACUUUAGAAAACGUCCUUCUGAUUGAGCCUCCUUCUUCCCCUUGUAAACCAAGUCACCAAGGCAAGGAAAGGGAACUAGGUGGAAACUCAAGCCAUGAUAACUCCUGUGUGAAAUAAAUUAGAUGAUUGAAUUACUGAGGAAAAAUAGAAAUGUAAAUAGUAAGGAAUUCUGACAUGAAGACUUCUAUAAAAUUCAAUUAUCUGAGCUAGAAAUGAAACAAUGACAGACUAUUUAUUCUUUCUUUCCUCAAAAAUUGAAAAAGGAGAAAAAUGGGGGUAAAUUUUAGAUUCAAUUUGUGAGCAAAAAGCAAGUGAUGAAUAAAACUUAGUGAUUAGCAGGUACAAUUACUGAUCAAAUCAAAGUAUUUUAUUAUAUUGAGAAAUUAACUUCAGUAUACAAAAAGAACAUAUGAGUACACCUUAUUCUCCUUGUAAAAUGUUGUCAAACUACAGAAUAUCAAAUAAAAUAUCCAAAGCUAUCAUGCAUGUAAUAUACUAUGUAUGCAAUAAAUAAAUCUAAGGAAGUUCCAUCCUCCUAUCUGCAUUGUCACUCAGAACUCCUAAUACUUUUGAUGGAGGAAAAAUUACCUAGAUUUUUUUAUGUAAACCUAGUCAGUUAUUGAUGAAUAAUCCAUGUUGAGUAAUGAAUAAAAGUUUAGAUUAU
Messenger RNA from Cricetulus griseus (Chinese hamster), 2565 nucleotides. The record is from RefSeq and is a predicted model, not a curated record. Lineage: Eukaryota; Metazoa; Chordata; Mammalia; Rodentia; Cricetidae.